GGCCCGGCCCCGCCGCCAUGGCCAGUGACAGCGGCGGGCCCGGCGCGCCGAGCGCCGGCGAGCGAGACCGGCAGUACUGCGAGCUGUGCGGGAAGAUGGAGAACCUGAUGCGCUGCGGGCGCUGCCGCAGCUCCUUCUACUGCAGCAAGGAGCACCAGCGCCGGGACUGGAAGAAGCACAAGCUGGUGUGCCAGGGCGGCGAGGCGGGCGCGGGGGGCACCGCUCGGGCCCCGCCCCGCGCCGACGAGCCCGGCCCCGGCCCCGCCGGCCUGUGUCCCGCGCCGGGCGGAGAGGCGCUGAGCCCCGCCGGCGCCCCGAGGCCCAACGGGCAGACGAAGCCGCUGCCCGCGCUGAAGCUGGCGCUGGAGUACAUCGUGCCCUGCAUGAACAAGCACGGCAUCUGCGUGGUGGACGACUUCCUGGGCCGCGACACCGGCCAGCGCGUCGGCGACGAGGUGCGCGCGCUGCACGACACCGGCCGCUUCACCGACGGCCAGCUGGUCAGCCAGAAGAGCGACUCGUCCCGGGACAUCCGCGGCGACCAGAUCACCUGGGUAGAGGGCAAGGAGCCCGGUUGCCACACCAUCGGUCUGCUCAUGAGCAGCAUGGACGACCUCAUCCGCCACUGCAGCGGCAAGCUGGGCAACUACCGCAUCAACGGCCGGACGAAGGCUAUGGUAGCUUGUUACCCCGGCAACGGAACGGGCUACGUUCGCCACGUUGAUAAUCCGAAUGGAGACGGCAGAUGUGUGACCUGUAUAUAUUAUCUAAAUAAAGACUGGGAUGCCAAGGUAAGUGGAGGUAUACUUCGAAUUUUUCCAGAAGGCAAAGCCCAGUUUGCUGACAUUGAACCCAAAUUUGAUAGACUGCUGUUUUUCUGGUCUGACCGUCGCAACCCUCAUGAAGUACAACCAGCAUAUGCUACAAGGUACGCAAUAACUGUUUGGUAUUUUGAUGCAGAUGAACGAGCAAGAGCUAAAGUAAAAUAUCUCACAGGAGAGAAGGGUGUGAGGGUUGACCUCAAUAAACCGUCGGAUUCCAUCAGUAAGGAUGUCCAGUAGGGCCUCUGCCCAGCGACGGGGCCUCUGCCUAGCGAUGCGGCGUCUGCCCCAGGGGUGCCCACCUCACUGGCCAGGAUUCAGGAGCCAUCUGCUGACUUCGUGUGGACACGGUGACAGGAGAAGGAAGGAGGCGCCGGGUGGCAUUUCACAGGACAGAGACAGCUGUCGCUGGCCAAUGGAGCAGAGGAGUGGCUGCCGUGCCCCGCGUGGCGGCCCCCCUGCGUCUGCCUGUGCCUGUGCUCGUGCCAGCGCCGGACAGGAAUUAAGGCCCUGUGUAGAGUUGUUUUCAUUUUUAUAUUUUGCCAGAUCUGUCAUUUAGCUGAGUUCAUUUCAUCUCUCUCUUUUUUAUAUCAAGUUUGAAUUUGGGAUAAUUUUUGUAUGAUUAGGUACAAUUUAUCAAAACUGAAUUGAGAAAAAAAAAUGACAGUAUUAUUCCUCAAAAUAACAUCAAUCUAUUUUUGUAAACUUCGUACUAUUAAAUUUUGCCCUCAAAGACCUCUCGCAAUGAUUGUUGCCAGUGACUGGUGAUCCUUUUUUGUUUUUUGGGUUUUUUUAAACUGAAAUGAGGAAGGAGCACUUUAGUUGUCAACUGAAAACCCAGAAUUUUACUUGGCCUGUCUCACGCUAAUCUGAACUCUGGAAGAUCGCUGUGUUUUUGGCAUUGUCAUAAUGAAACCUAACUGUAGACUGUUACUCCUGAGUAGCAAGUAACCUUUAGUACAUGAUUUUACAAGGGAAAAAAAAAAAGAUGGGAAGAAGGGCGUAACCUUUUAUUUAUUUAUUUUUUUAACCAAGUGACUGGCAUUAUGUGAACUUGAGACUUCAGGUUCCUAAGUCAAAGGGCUUUCUUCUGCUCCACCAGUCUCCCUCCUCUUCUCCUCCCUGGUCCCGGGCUGUGUGUCAGCCGCAGGGCGGCAAGCAGCAGGCCAGGUAGGGAGGGGGAGGUUGCCGGUGUGGGGAGAACAGGAGAGGGGCUGCGGGCUCUUGGGCCGGCCAAGGCCUCCUCCCAGACCCCACAUCCAUGUCAAGCCCGGCAUCCCGUCUUCACGUGCCUGAACUUGGAGCGAAGCCCCAAGGGUGGCACCCGUCCUUCCUGAGGCUUGGCCCCUGGGGCUGCCGCCUGUCUUUGGUCUGCUUUACUGGAAGGGGGCUGUGCAGAAAUCGCUGUUCUUCCGGGCGUGGCCGACUCGGCCUCUGCACCUCACUGCCACUCAUGGCAGCUGUGCGUGCAGACGUGGGGCUCGCCGUGCCGUCCAUGGCCGUGCUCAGCGCUGCCCCGCGUCCUCCCCUCACCCCUGGUGACCACCAACACCUCUCCAGCAAGUGCCUCUGCGAGCCGGGCCUGGCCGGCCCCCCCCCCCUCCCCCACCCAGGAAUGCCCGGCUUCAGGGCUUUGCCACCCAGCCUGCGUGUGUCAGGCUGCUGUCAGGCCACGUGCCCCCCGCCCCCCCCUCUCCCCCCCCCCCCCAGUGCCCGUCUGUAGAGUCAGGUGAAGUUGCUUCCACGGGCAGGCAGGCAGGAGCUACCACUGCUGGGACAGGGGGCAGCCUUCUAUGCUGAGUGCCUGCCAUCCUCAGGCCGCACCCCUGCAGGUGGACUCGGCCAGAUUCUGCAGUGGCCUCUACUCAGCAGACAGGGCGUCCAUUGAAUAGUUUUCUUGGAGACCACUGUGAAGAGAUUAAGAAACCAGGAUAGCUGCCUCCCUAAUAGUCAUCUAAAGCCUCUGAUGUUGUGUUAGACCGGUAACUCACCACCACCAGGACUCUAAAGCAAAGUCUAAAGCGGAUCUGUGGCCUCGGUGUGUUGAGCCUGGUUGGAGAUUAAGCUUUAUGAUGCUGUUCCUAUUCAACACAUUAAUCAGCUGUAAAACACUCCCUUAUCAUAAUAGCAAGCAAAGGACUCCAGGAUUCAUCUAAGGACACUCUGAAGUCAUGUAAUUUGAAAAGCAGUGUUGCGUUAUGGAAGAGCUCCCAAGUUGCUUGUAAAGCUAAUCUAAUUAAAAAGAUAUAUAAAUGUUCUUGAAAA
This is a messenger RNA of Dipodomys spectabilis (banner-tailed kangaroo rat), 3086 nucleotides long. RefSeq names its product egl-9 family hypoxia inducible factor 1 (gene Egln1). The record is from RefSeq and is a predicted model, not a curated record. Gene Ontology annotation, cellular component: cytoplasm; nucleus. The transcript has 6 exons. Gene Ontology annotation, biological process: peptidyl-proline hydroxylation to 4-hydroxy-L-proline; cellular response to hypoxia. NCBI's taxonomy places the organism in Eukaryota, Metazoa, Chordata, Mammalia, Rodentia, Heteromyidae. Gene Ontology annotation, molecular function: peptidyl-proline 4-dioxygenase activity; L-ascorbic acid binding; ferrous iron binding. Bases 18 to 1061 code for a protein of 347 amino acids.